Messenger RNA from Trichomonas vaginalis G3, 2463 nucleotides. Its product is annotated as ATP-dependent DNA helicase protein. NCBI's taxonomy places the organism in Eukaryota, Parabasalia, Trichomonadida, Trichomonadidae. Gene Ontology annotation, molecular function: DNA binding; DNA helicase activity; DNA polymerase binding. Gene Ontology annotation, cellular component: nucleus. The record is from RefSeq and is a predicted model, not a curated record. Gene Ontology annotation, biological process: regulation of double-strand break repair via homologous recombination; negative regulation of t-circle formation; telomeric loop disassembly. Bases 1 to 2463 code for a protein of 820 amino acids. The transcript has a single exon.
AUGUCGAGUUUUUUGGUUGGAGGUGUAACAGUAGAAUUUGAUGAUUUCACACCUACAAUCAUGCAAAGAAACAUCAUAUGCAACACAAUACACUCUUUGUUAACUCAAAAAAAUGUACUUAUUGAAUCACCUGAAGGAAGUGAUCGAGCUUUCUUAAUUAUUUCAGCAGCACUUUCAUUUCAACAGUAUAACAAAGUAAUACACGUUGAACCUCCAAUGCAAAUAGAUACACCUACUGGUAAUUUUUCAGAGAAAACAAUUUCAACAAAUAGUAAAGACACUUUCCAAAUAAUUGUUAUCUGCAGAACUAACGAAGAUAUAUCAAAACUUGUACAUCGAGCAAAUAAACUCAAAUAUAAACCAAAAACUUUAAUUUUACAAAAUAUUUAUGAAUCUUGUUUAAACUCACAAGUUAAGUCAGCUGAUAAUCCACUAUUCUGGUGUUCUUCACUUUGCUCAAUGGGAGAAUGCCAUUUUAGCCAAAAUUCUUUAAAUAUCGAAAAUAUACAAAAUUUCGACAUUGAAGAGAUCAAAAGUGCCUGUAUUGAGAACAUGCAGUGCCCAUACAAGCUAGAGAAGGAAAAUGUCCAAAAUGCAGACAUUAUUUUCUGCACAGCAGAAACUUUUUUCUUUUCUUCCGAAAUUGAAAGAUUAGGAAUCAACAAAGACAGAAAUAUAUUAAUAUUUGAAGAUUUAGCCAACAUAGAGAGCAUACUACUCAACAGAUUGUCUCUUACGAUGAAAUCCAAAGAUUUAGAUAUUUUUAUUACAAAUUUUUCAGAGGAAAAUGCUUUAAACAAGCUCCUUACAAAGCUAAAAGCAAUACUAGUAGACCAUGCUGCAGAAAUAGGCGCUUCUGACAUGGAAUGCGAUGCUUUUUCGAUAAAUCAAAUUUUUGAUGAGAUAAACUUCGAAGAAACAGAAUGGGCUAAUCUGAAAUUGCUUCUAGAUGACAUAUACACUAAUAAUAUGACCAAAGAUCUCAUUCCUUACUCUAAUUUUUCCGAUUUAUUUCAUUUGAUUUCCAGUUUGACAAUGGCCAAAACCAAUCCGGAUCCAUUCCUUUUCGACAUAUACCCAUCGCCGAACCCAGGAGAGGACUAUUUCGUGCUCAGAUCCUUAUCAAUUUCUCCAUUUUUCAGAAGUUUCACGAAAACAGCACAUUCCAUCAUAUUUACGGCUAAUGUACUAACACCAAUGGAUUCGUUGCAGAGAUCUCUCGGAGUUAACUUCGAUUUGUCUUUUUCAGGGAUCCAUCCCUUUAUAAAUGACCAAAACUUUGCUGCUUUCGCUGUAAACUUUACAAACGAUAACGUUCCUUUAUCGUCAAUUUCCGAAAACAAGGAAUCUGUUUACAUUUCGCUGGGUAAACUGAUUGAGAGCCAAUACCAGAACAUCCCUGACGGUGUUGUCCUUUAUGCAGACAAUUUCUUCGAUUUGUUGCAAGUUUGGAGAAAAAAUAAUUUUACAAAGAAGAUUAAGAAGUAUAAACCGAUCUUUCACCAAAAGCAAGGUGAGAAAUACAUUGAUGAGUACACUUAUUCCAUUUCUGUUGGAAAUGGAGGACUUUUGUUGACAUCUGAUAUUGAUGAUAUUCUAAAUUUGACUGGGAAGCAGCUAAGAUGCUUGUUCUUCUUCGGGAUACCUAGAUGUGAUGAUAGAUUAGCAUUUUUGAAGAAGAAAUUUGAUCAAAAUUUAUAUCCUACGGAAAACUCUCUUGAUUAUAGUGAAAUGAAUGGACUAAGGAAUGCUUAUGAAUGUGCUGAUGCUAUUAUCUCGCAAAAUGGUGAUUUUGGCUGUGUAUUAUUUAUUGAUCCAAGAUUUUCAAUUUUAAUUGAUUCUGCACCAAAAUGGAUCAGACAAUGUUCAUCGAAGAUCACAACCCAAUCAGUUUUGACCCGUCAAAUCAAACAAUUGUUCCAAAAUAAUAUUGAACCCGAAGAAACCUUUCAAUUAUCAGUAGAUAGAAGAGCCUUAUUUGUCUGUGCAUCCUGUGAAGGCCAAAUAUUGACUUCAACAAGGAUAACAACCAUUGAAACGUUUGAAAACGACAAAUCUGGUUUUCUUGAAAUUAUUAACGAGAACGGGCCAAAAUCAGUUCUUCCUGUCUCCAAUAAAUUCAGUAGGACUAUCCAUUGCAACCAAGACCAAAUACAAUGGAAAGAAGAAGAUGGAAUCGGAUAUUCUCCUUUGAUUUGUAGCGAAUGCGGCAAAAUAGUUGGAGCACAAGUAACUAUAGCUAAUUCUGAGAAUGAAAACUCUUUAGAUGAGAUUUGGCUCGUUUGUGAUCGAAUUAUCGCAAAAGAUCCUCCAAAAAAGGCCCAAUCUUUUUCACAAUCCAUCCAAAAGAAGUCACAAACAGCUUCACAGAGUCCUUCGAAGUCUCAGCAAAAGGUUAAGAAACAAACUCCAAUUCCAAAGGGCCAAACAUUAAUUGAUUGGUCUAAUUAUGUAAUAGAAUAA